AUGACUGCAAAGACCAUGUUUUCAGAAAUAGCUCUUUUCAUUCAGUGUGCUAAACUUAAACAAGCCAAAGAGGAAGCAGAGAAGGACAAUUCUGAUCUUUUUGCUCAAAUGGAAGUGGAAUUUCAGAGAAAACUUGCAGAGGGAGGUGGACAUUCAGGUCCUAAUCUGAAGAAAAUUGAGCAAGAGACAAAGGCAAAAAUCCAUCAUUUGAAGAAUAAUGCUGCAAGAAUAUCAAAUGACAUUGUGCAGAUGCUUUUGGAAUAUACAACUAUGACCAACUAA
Molecule: messenger RNA, 282 nt
Organism: Fragaria vesca subsp. vesca
Lineage: Eukaryota; Viridiplantae; Streptophyta; Magnoliopsida; Rosales; Rosaceae
Product: V-type proton ATPase subunit G-like
Exons: 3
Coding region: 1-282 (93 amino acids)
Source: RefSeq, a predicted model, not a curated record